This is a messenger RNA of Mustela erminea (ermine), 1852 nucleotides long. RefSeq names its product outer dense fiber protein 4-like. The transcript is spliced from 5 exons. The record is from RefSeq and is a predicted model, not a curated record. NCBI's taxonomy places the organism in Eukaryota, Metazoa, Chordata, Mammalia, Carnivora, Mustelidae. Bases 367 to 1311 code for a protein of 314 amino acids.
AAUACCCAAAAGGAGACCCCAACCUCUCCAUCCAUUCUCCACAGUCGCCAGGUCAACACACAAGACUCUCGGCCCAUUCCCUACAGGCAUCAGGUCAGCAUCCAAGAACCCUUGCCCAUUAUCCACAAUCGCCGGGUCAGCACCCAAGAACCUCCAUUAGUCAACAGUCUCUGGGCUGGUACCCAAGACACACCAUCUGUCACCCACAGUCGUCGUGUCAGUACUGAGGACACACCAGCCACUCUUAGCAGUCACCGGGUCAGUGUCCAAGAUGCACCAUCAGUUAGCUACAGUCAUCACUUCAGCACCCAAGAUGUUCCAUCCAAUUUCCAAACUCACUACUUCAACGUUCAAAAUUCUCUGUUAAUGACUACCAACUCCCUGACUAAUAUAGAGUCAGAUACCCACAGCAGAAGUCAAGCUAGUAGCAAUAGCCACUGGCCAAGACGCUGGAGUUCUCACUCAAGUAUUCAAGGCCUCACACCGCCAGUCAGGGCUAAAGUCGAUGUCCCCCCUUCAAUUACUCACAGCCCCACAGUCAGUAUCAAAAGCGUUGAAUCAGUCAUCUGGCCCUCCCAGGAGAGUUUCAAAGGCUCUGAGGACAAUACCCAAUCCAACCAAAGUACUCUAGAAAAUAAUAUCCAGAGCACACAGGCAAGCAGAUCCAAAGAGAUCAAUGCUGACAGGUUUCAGAACAGGGGUAGACACAGCCAUUCACAGCUGCCCAUGGGCUGGCGGCUGCUGCACGGAGCCAAGAAGAUCAGCCGUCAACUGAGUCUGGCACUAAGCCUGGUUGGCAUGAUGAUCAUCGGUCUCAUCUCUCUGGGCCAGCCCUGGAUCCACUUCCAGGUGCCACUCAGACCUCCUGAGCACCCUGAUGGCUUCUUGACCAUCCCCAUCAACACUGUCCUCUUUGUGCAGUGCCCUGACAUCUCCUGCCUACAUGAGUACGACCAGAAUGCUUAUUUGCUGGACUUUGCCUGGGCCUUUCUCCUCCUCGCCAGCAUCGCCAGCUUCUGCCUCUGCAUUUUACUCAUAAACAUCAUCUUCUUCACCAGCUCCAACUUGCCCGUGCUGGACUUCUCCAACGUCAUCAUCAGCCUCCUGGCAGGGACCAGCAUCAUCUUGGGUGUCCUGUUCUACCUGCUGCAGGCCAGGGAGUACUUGCAGGAAGGCAUGACUUACAAGCUGGGGCUCAGCUUCUACCUGGCAUGGAUCGGCGUCUUUGUCUUCCUGAUGACUGGCUUCUUUUCCUAUCUCAACUACAUGAAUUUCUGGUCCAUCCUGGCGCUCCAGGCCAUCUGGACUUAGGACGUGGGAAUGACUCCACCUCUCCAGGCCUGUCUCCAUGGCUCUCUGCCAAGUACCUGACAACCAGCUCUCAAGCCCUCCACCCCUCUGAGAGUUUUUGCCCUUUUCAGUCCUCUCUGAAUCCCCCCACUCAGAUUAAUAAUUAGUAUAUCUAAACAAUCUGUAUUCUUGCCCAGAAUAUUCUCCUAGCUCAGUACAUUGUUAAGUGUCCUGUAGAAAUGCCCCUCUCCUUGGGCCCUCUGGGGUAGAGGGACAGGUAAGGGAAGGAACUCAGGAGAAAGAGAUGCAAGGCACAAGGUCAACAAAGAGACUGAGCCAACAGUUCCUGGCAUACAUACAGAUGAUGCCGAUCAAUAUUUGUUGGAUAGCUGAGUCUCUACAGGCUCUCAAGGCUUUAUCUUUUACUUUCAUGAACGCCAGUAAUGUGCCCUUUCUGAAGCCAAUUCUCUCUGCACCCACACUUUGCCUCCUGCUUUUCCCAGCAUCCCCCAUUGUGACCUCCUCUUCUUCCUUAAUCGUCCCCCAACACAGAGCUGUUUUU